AUGCCCUCUACGCGGUUACGGAAGACGUUUAAAUAUCCAGACUCUCAGAGCGAUGAUGACACUCGUCCGGAAUUAGAUGAGCAAGAACAAGAGGCCUUGAUUGAAACCCUUCGCAAAGAUAAUGAGGCAGGAAAUGCAUUUUAUCAAUUUUUCCUAUCUUUGAUUCCUUGCAUAUCCAGCCUCAUAUUUAUACCCGCAAUUAUAUCUUACAAAUCUGUCUUCUAUGAUAGGGCUUCAGCGCUACUUAGCAUCCUGUCUCUUCUGUUAACAGCCUACUACACGAAAUAUUUUCCAUUACCGCAACGGGAGUCAAGAGAAAGGCACGCUAUAAGCCUAUCGGGGGAGAAAGAAGACCCUGUCAACCGUUUCACUGUAACGGUUAAUGCGGUUCUUUCUCUCUUCCUGGGCCUUGUUGGAUUUCUAGGCUUCCAAAGGAACCCUGACAAUGUAUACCACAUUUUAUAUGUUGUCCCAGCCGUGGUGCUCUUCACAGUCGUGGCGGCUCGAAGAACAAUGGUGUCAGUCGACCUUGUCGAGCUUGAACGUUUGCGAUAUGACUAUAAAGGAGCGUAG
Microsporum canis CBS 113480 is the source of this 573-nucleotide messenger RNA. RefSeq lists its product as hypothetical. The record is from RefSeq and is a predicted model, not a curated record. The coding region runs from base 1 to 573 and encodes 190 amino acids. The transcript is spliced from 4 exons. Lineage: Eukaryota; Fungi; Ascomycota; Eurotiomycetes; Onygenales; Arthrodermataceae.